AUGUCGAAUACUAGCAACCUCAAGCAGGCUAUUCUAGAGAAACUACGAAGUAACGGUACCCUAGAUCGAAUACAGGCUGAAUUAAGAUAUGCCAUAUUUCUGGCUAUCGAAAAUGCUGAAGAAAAUAAGUCCGAAGGCAAUGUCAACCUUGAGCAAAAACCUGAAUAUUCUAUCAUCUACCAUUUUCUGAGGCAGAAUCGAUUUCUAGCAACAGCAGCAGUUUUUGAAAAAGAGAUGCAACAGGAAAUUAUUAGUUUGGAAAAGCUGAGAGAAGAAAAAGAUGCUUCAGCAUACUGCCUCAAAAUUUCUGAUGAUGAUAUUACGCUUAGCAUCUUAAAUACACAAAACAAAAACAACGUGGUAGAUUAUCAAGAUGCAAGGCAUGAUUGUAUGAAUCGAAACAACUGGAAGAUAGAAAAGCCUGAUUUCGAUCAAUUUAAUAGCGACGUGAGAGCAAAUAGCUUGGCGCAUGAAAAUAGAGCGGGUCUUGUCGGAAAACAAAAAUCACCAGUUAAUAACGAAUCAAAUGAUACAUUAAAAAACUCAGAUUUGAGUGCAGCAUCAAACGUUUCAACAAAAACGCUGACUGACAGUAUUGUGCAUAACAUGGAAAAGAAGAAUAAUGAUAAUGAAUUUGAAACCAAUCUCUCAUUAUUCAAACUCAUGACUGCUGGUGGGAGAAGAAAAUAUAACAAAGAAAGUAGCAUUUCAAGCACAAGUAUUGCUUCGUCCAUUUCGAGCCAAAAGAAGGAAACUUCAGUACCAAAAGUUCCUCUGCUGAAAUCUCCAACACUACCAUCUCACCCCAGAAAACUUCCGCCCAUCGAUAUCACACGCAGUGAAACAGCACUUCCAUCUCGAACAACACUAAAAAUCUCCCAGCUAAAGCAGAAAGAAAGCUUAUCUUCUCAAUUUGAUGCAUUACUAGAUUCCCCAUCAUCAACUAAGCACUCCAUAAAUGAGGAUAUGAUAUGA
Thelazia callipaeda (thelaziosis nematode) is the source of this 975-nucleotide messenger RNA. The record is from the annotation of a GenBank genome assembly. Lineage: Eukaryota; Metazoa; Nematoda; Chromadorea; Rhabditida; Thelaziidae.